Messenger RNA from Xiphophorus couchianus (Monterrey platyfish), 4359 nucleotides. RefSeq names its product protocadherin Fat 2-like. Gene Ontology annotation, molecular function: beta-catenin binding; calcium ion binding; cadherin binding. The transcript has 21 exons. The coding region runs from base 74 to 2632 and encodes 852 amino acids. Gene Ontology annotation, cellular component: plasma membrane; catenin complex. Gene Ontology annotation, biological process: cell migration; multicellular organism development; homophilic cell-cell adhesion. The record is from RefSeq and is a predicted model, not a curated record. Lineage: Eukaryota; Metazoa; Chordata; Actinopteri; Cyprinodontiformes; Poeciliidae.
AGCAAGUCAUCCAUAACUCCUGUGGUUCAGUUCAGAGUCAGUUGUCUGAGGCUGGGAAACACAACAACUCAACAUGGACGGCGCUGCUUUGCGACAGUCAUGCAUCUGUCUUAUUGUCUCUGUUUGGAUCCAUGUCGUUACUGAAAGUCCAAUAGGUAGCACCACCAUAAACUGUGGUUCAGCGAAUGUGGAAGAACUGGGUCCUGUGGAUGAAGGAUAUACAGGUGAUGUGGAGUUGGUGUCCGGUAUCCCAGCUAAUACUAGUGUGAGACUGGAGCUUGACAUUUAUCCUGAGCAUCUUCAGUUUCUGGAGUUGAACUUCACACCAGGGGAAACCACAGCGACUGUUCGCACCACAAAGCCGCUCGACGCCGAGGCCAAUAUAUUCUUUACACCUGUCAGAGUUUUGCACUACAGUUUAGUGUGUAAUAAUAAUUUGACGUACAAAAACUCCCGCAGGCUGAUAAUCAAUGAUAUCAAUGAUAACAGUCCAGUAUUUGAGGAGAAGUUUUAUUCUCAAACUGUUUCAGAGAGUCAGGUUGUGAACACGGAGGUUCUGCGAGUGAGAGCUGUUGAUGCAGACAGCACACCUGGAUUCAGCCUCCUGACAUACACCUAUUCACCUGAAACAGCAGACUUUUCCUUAGCAAACUCCGGGGCGUUUACCUUAAUGAGACCUCUGAACUACAGCGUAAUACCAAAGUACAAUUUUAUUGUCACUGCCAGGGACAGUGGUGGAAACAAUGACACAACCUCAGUUGAGAUCAUUGUAGACAUUGAUGACUUAAAUCCCUUUUUCAGCCACAGUCUCUAUCAGGCUGUUAUUCCAGAGGACCAGGACGGGGUUCUUGGUGAAAUAAAACCAGAACCAAUAAAGGCCCAAGAUGGAGACACUGGAAUCAACAUGACGAUAACAUACAGCAUCAGUUCAGUCUCUCCUGAUGAUUACCAAGCAAACUUCAACAUCGACUCCAACACCGGAGCUCUGUCUGUGGUGACGUCGUUUGACAGGGAGGAAUUGGACAACAGUGAAAUCUCUGUCAACAUCAAGGCGGCCCAGACAGACGACCCUCUGAAGACCGCUGAUGCUGUCGUGUCCGUCACGGUGGAAGAUGUGAACGACAACGCUCCAGAGUUUGAUCAGUCGAGCUACAACGUCUCCCUUCUGGUGAACUCCCUCGCUAACACCAUCACUGAUUUGGACAAGAACAUCACCGUGAUCAGAGUGGGCAUCACAGACGACGACAACGACAACAAACCCGAGUUCAGUUCCAGCAGCUAUGAAACCAGCACCGAGGUGAAAGACGCAGCGAAGGGGAAGGUGGUGCUGACGCUGAGAGCCACCGACAAAGACAUCGGAAACAACUCGCUUAUCACCUACAGUUUUUCGGAAGGACAUUCGCCACAUUUGGCCUUAGACAGCGAAACAGGAGAAGUGACGCUGACCUCUGACCUUGCUGAUGUAACAGAAGACACAACACUGGUUCUGACAGCCGAGGCCACAGAUCAUGGCAAACCUCCGCUCAGCGCCACAGUUCUUGUGGUGGUGAACAUCAGGAUCAGCAGUUCUGAAGGCGUGGCGUUCCUGAACUCCUCCUACAACUUCAGCCUGAAAGAGAACGAGAAUUCGGGGGUCACUGUGGGGCAGGUCCACGCCUCUGCAGGAAGCGACCUGUACGAGGUUUCCUAUGGACUGAGAACACACGAAGACCUGUUCUCCAUCGACAGCAGUGGUACCAUCUUUUCCACAAAAGAGCUGGACAAGGAGGAGCAGGAGUGGUACAUCCUGGAUGUGGAGGCUGUGGACACGCGGACGCCUCCCACAUCAGCAGUGGCGCUGGUCAGAAUUCAGGUGGAGGACGUAAACGAGCCUCCAGAGUUCUCCUCGGAUAAUUAUGAAGCCUCUGUGGUCAGCAUCGCCGAGUACAAAACCCCAGUCAUCCAAGUGAAGGCCUCGGACCCUGAUGUUGGAGACAACAGUGAUCCGGUCUACAGUCUGCCAGCAGGAAACUCCUUCUUUGAAGUGGAGCCGGCUUCAGGUCAGCUGUAUGUGGUGUCAGCAGCAGAUCUGGGUGGAAUAAACAUCACAAUGAAGGUGAAGGCCACAGAUCCCCAUGGACUUUCUGCUACAACCACAGUAAAGGUUGUGGUUCGGGGCGACGUGACGACCAUCUCUCUGAAUAAGCCGGCUAACAUUGUGGAGGAGAAGAUUCCAGAGCUGGAAGAGGCUUUAGGUAAAACUCUGAUCUGGACGGUGAACAUAACCCAGGUGUGGAUCUCUGGUGGAGGAGAAAGUCGAAUGCUGAGGGCAUCGGUCAAGACUCUGGUCAGCUUCGUUGCUUUUGAUGGCGAUGAAGUUGUUGAACCUCAGGAAGUCGCAAAGAAACUGCAGAGUGAGUCUGAAGAGGUGAGAGCGGAGCUGGCCAAGGUGUUGGGAGACGAUGUUCGAUUUGAAAUAGAAAUGGGAAAAGACCCUCCAGGCUCCAUAACAGGCCCAACUGUAGUCAUCGUUCUGGGGGUUUUGCUUGGCCUGGCUUUAGUGGGACUGAUUCUGACUGUUUCUGUAUUUACAAGGAAAAUCAAACCAAACAGAGGACGGAGAAAUUCCAAGGAAAAUUGGGUAGAGAUGUGAACAAAUCCAUGUUUGGGUUUGCUGCCUGAUGAUGACGGUUCAUCAAACCAAGCCUGGAGGAUCUUGGACUCAGUACCACCUUUAUGCACCAGAAUAAUAAUCUUAGACUAUUUUAUUUAUUUGACCUCUGUGACUUUAAAAUAUCCUUCAAGCACAUCAGAGUUUGUCUCUAGUUAAAUGUCAGAGUGAAGAUUUGCCAACAUGAAUGGGAUCCCAUUUCUAGAUUAAUGUUUGUACAAAUCUACUUAAUGAAAGUGUUUUAUUAGAAAUGUUAUGAAAGCAAAUCACAGGAAUCUCUACAAGCCUCCCUUACAAUCAUUGUUGAAACAACAAUGAUUAGGAACAAAUCAAGAUAUGGCAUCAUUUCAGGCUUUUAUAAUGUGCUGAUUUCUAACUCACCAGAUAAUUCACAUAAUAAAUUAAACAAUAAUUUAACAAUAAUAACAAUAAUCAAUAAUCUGCUGUUACACGAUGAGAAUGUUAUGCUGUUUUUUGUCUUGGAGUCUUUUAUAAAGGCUAUGAGACUGACUGCUCUAUGACCUUGUAUGAUAUUUUAUAUUAUGUAGGGAACUUUGAACUGCCUUGUUGCUGAAAUGUCCUGAACAAAUAAAAUUGAUUGAUUAAAAUCAAUACAUUUUGGAAGGAGGUGAGAGAUACUGAAAAAAUUCUGUCAAAGUAAAUUUCACUGGAUCCUAAAUUGUUCCUAUUAGCUUUAAACUAUGAGAAGCAUAAUUUCAGUAAAACUCUGAAGCCUUUUCACCAGGAAAAAAAAGUGCUUAGCUUUCGCUUGUAAAAAAUUAAAUAGCCCUAGUGCCACCCAGUGGUUAAAUUAGAUAUUGUCCAAUUUACCACUGGAAAGAAUAGUAUACAGUAGGAAAUAAAACAGUAUAUUUUUGAGCCCCUUUCAUUAAUUUAUUAAUGUCAGAGGGCUUGUUGGAUUCUUGACAUGUUUGAACCUGCUUGAUGUUUGAUGAUGCUCCGUUACCCUGUUGUUUAAGAAGUUUUUAUUCAUGUUUUUUUACUUUUUAUUUUGUUUUUAUAUCUCUGACUUGAGAGAGAAUUAUUACUAUCAUGUAGUAAUUAUAAAAAUAUAAAAGCUUAGAUUGGUACAUGAUUGUAUUGGUAUAAAAAAAUAAUCUUAUAUUUAUAGAAGUUCAACUUUGGUCUCAGUCUGUCUUUAAAAUGGAGAUAAAAGUUCUGAGCUUUGAUUCAAACGAGGAUAUUUACUCAUUUAUAUUUACUCAUGUUUGGAGACAGAAAGAAAUGUAAUAUUUUUUAUAAAGUUUGCUGCUUCAGUUUUGAGAUCGUUGUCACAUUAUUCUAUGGUGUUAAUAAGUUCAGUAAAUCACAUUUUAUGGCUUUCUAAGACUUUUACAAAGGAUCAGGUUCGUGUAUGGAUUUAUGCUAAAGAAUAGAAAACUAAUGUUGGAAACAGAUGUUUGUAGAUAUUUUGACAUUUUUUGAGAAAAAUUAGAAAAAAAUCAAUUAAUUUAAACUGGGGAACAACAAACUGUAAUUUAAGUCAUUUUUAAUGUUAAAUUGUGAUUAUUUCUUACUUUAUAACUUCAGUUUCAUUGUCAAUGCCUCCACUGAUCUUUCAAAAUGUUGAUGCAAAUUUUACCUGCUGCAGAAGCCGACUGAUAUUUUCUCCAUCCCUCUUCUGGGCUGGUGUUUCUGUUGUUGUGUAAAAUAUGAACAAAUAAAUUAAAGUAUUCCUGAGAACUGUC